Sapajus apella (tufted capuchin) is the source of this 2187-nucleotide messenger RNA. RefSeq names its product TNF superfamily member 11 (gene TNFSF11). Gene Ontology annotation, molecular function: tumor necrosis factor receptor binding. The record is from RefSeq and is a predicted model, not a curated record. Lineage: Eukaryota; Metazoa; Chordata; Mammalia; Primates; Cebidae. The coding region runs from base 137 to 1090 and encodes 317 amino acids. Gene Ontology annotation, cellular component: membrane. Gene Ontology annotation, biological process: immune response. The transcript has 5 exons.
GCCCUGCCCGCUCCAAGUCGGCGUCCAAGUCGGCGUCCAAGUCGAGGCCCAGCCGCAGCCUCCGGAGUUGGCCGCAGACGAGAAGGGGAGGGAGCGGGAGAGGGAGGAGAGCGCCGGAGCGAGCCGGCCGAGCGCCAUGCGCCGCGCCAGCAGAGACUACACCAAGUACCUGCGUGGCUCGGAGGAGAUGGGCGGCGGGCCCGGAGCCCCGCACGAGGGCCCCCUGCACGCCCCGCCGCCGCCCGCGCCGCACCAGCCCCCCGCCGCCUCCCGCUCCAUGUUCGUGGCCCUCCUGGGGCUGGGGCUGGGCCAGGUCGUCUGCAGCGUCGCCCUGUUCCUCUACUUCAGAGCGCAGAUGGAUCCUAAUAGAAUAUCAGAAGAUGGUACUCACUGCAUUUAUAGAAUUUUGAGACUCCAUGAAAAUGAAGAUUUUCAAGACACAAGUCUGGAGAGUCAAGACACAAAAUUAAUACCUGAUUCAUGUAGGAGAAUUAAACAGGCCUUUCAAGGAGCUGUGCAAAAGGAAUUACAGCAUAUUGUUGGAUCACAGUAUAUCAGAGCAGAGAAAGCGAUGAUGGAUGGUUCAUGGUUAGAUCUGGCCAAGAGGAGCAAGCUUGAAGCUCAGCCUUUUGCUCAUCUCACUAUUAAUGCCACCAGCAUCCCAUCUGGUUCGCGCAAAGUGAGUCUGUCUUCUUGGUACCAUGAUCGGGGUUGGGCCAAGAUCUCCAACAUGACUUUUAACAACGGAAAACUAAUAGUUAAUCAGGACGGCUUUUAUUACCUGUAUGCCAACAUUUGCUUUCGACAUCAUGAAACUUCAGGAGACCUAGCCACAGAGUAUCUUCAGCUAAUGGUGUACGUAACUAAAACCAGCGUCAAAAUCCCACGUUCUCAGACCCUGAUGAAAGGAGGAAGCACCAAAUAUUGGUCAGGGAAUUCUGAAUACCAUUUUUAUUCCAUAAACGUUGGAGGAUUUUUUAAGCUACGGUCUGGUGAGGAAAUCAGCGUUGAGGUCUCCAACCCCUCCCUACUGGAUCCAGAUCAGGAUGCAACGUACUUUGGGGCUUUUAAGAUUCGAGAUAUAGAUUGAGCCCCAUUUUGUGGAGUGUUAAUGUAUUUCCUGGAUGUUUGGAAACUUUUUUUAAAACAAGCCAAGAAGGAUGUAGAUAGGCGUGUGAGACUACUAAGAGGCAUGGCCCCAAAAGUACGAGACUCAGUAACCGAGCUCUUGACCCUAUAGAGAACACGCGUAUUUACAGCCAGUGGGAGAUGUUGGACUCAUGGUGUGUUACACAAUGGUUUUUAAAUUUUGUAAUGAAUUCCUAGAAUUAAGCCAGACUGGAGCAAUUAUGGGUUGACCUUAUGAAAACCUGCAUGUGGGCUAUGGGAGGGGAUAGUCCCUGCUCAUGUGCCCCUAUGCAGCCAAAGUGGAGAGGGUAUCAUCCAGUGCAACUGAAGGAUCAUUUGAAGGGGUAAAUUCUUUUGAAUUGUUACAUCAUGCUGGAACCUGCAAAAAAUACUUUUUCUAAUGAGGAGAGAAAAUAUAUGUAUUUUUAUAUAAUAUCUAAAGUUAUAUUUCAGAUGUAAUGUUUUCUGUGCCAAUUAUUGUAAAUUAUAUUUGUGCUAUAGUAUUUGAUUCAAAAUAUUUAAAAAUGUCUUGCUGUUGACAUAUUUAAUGUUUUAAAUGUACAGACAUAUUUAACUGGUGCACUUUGUAAAUCCCCUGGGGAAAACUUGCAGCUAAGGAGGGGGAAAAUGUUGUUUCCUAAUAUCAAAUGCAGUGUAUUUCUUCAUUCUUUUUAACUGAAUAGAUUUUUCAGACUUGUCAAGCCUGUGCAAAAAAAUUAACAUGGAUGCCUUGAAUAAUAAGCAGGAUGUCGGCCACCAGGUGCCUUUCAAAUUUAGAAACUAAUUGACUUUAGAAAGCUGACAUUGCCAAAGAGGAUACAUAAUGGGCCACUGAAAUCUGUCAAGAGUAUUUAUAUAAUUGUUGAACAGGUGUUUUUCUACAAGUGCUGCAAAUUGUAAAUUUUUUGUUUUUUUCAAAAUAGAAAAGUUAUUAGUGGUUUAUCAGCAAAAAAAAAAACAAUUUUAAUUUAGUAAAUGUUAUUUUAUACUGUACAAUAAAAACAUUGCCUUUGAAUGUUAAUUUUUUUGGUACAAAAAUAAAUUUAUAUGAGAACCUGC